Ostrea edulis (European flat oyster) is the source of this 1144-nucleotide messenger RNA. Its product is annotated as fatty acid-binding protein, adipocyte-like. Gene Ontology annotation, biological process: fatty acid transport. NCBI's taxonomy places the organism in Eukaryota, Metazoa, Mollusca, Bivalvia, Ostreida, Ostreidae. The record is from RefSeq and is a predicted model, not a curated record. The transcript is spliced from 3 exons. Gene Ontology annotation, cellular component: cytosol; nucleus. Gene Ontology annotation, molecular function: fatty acid binding. Bases 106 to 525 code for a protein of 139 amino acids.
AUAGCGAGCCACAAUUUACAUAACGCCGCCCAAUAAAUAGGCCUACUACGAAGCUUCUUCCAACAGAAAGGUUACAGAGCCGACGGGACUUUUAAGCAGACGAUCAUGGCAAGCUUAGUGGGGAAAUGGAGCUAUGUAUCCGCCGACAACAUGGAAAAGUAUAUGGAAGCGUCUGGUGUCCCAGAAAAUUUGAGAGAAAUUGCUCGUAAAAGCCAGCCAAACAUGGAGAUUAGCAACAGCGGGGACACAUGGACAAUCAAGACAGAGGUCGGCGACAAAGUCAAAGACUCCACCUUCAAAUUAGCCGAGGAGUUUGAUUCCGUUUCACUCACAGGGCAGCCUUUGAAGUGUACAGUCACUCUAAAUGGCGAAGAAAUGACAGAAGUACAGAAAUCUGGAGACAUUGUUGUCUCUAUUACAAGGAAAAUAGAAAACGGCCAGCUCUUGUCGGUUAGUAUGAAACGUUCUAACAUUUCCCUCUCCAAAUUUGUGAGUACACUUCGUAUAAUCAAAAAUGAUAGAUAAAUAUUUUUUUUAUUACUGUUGGCAUGCAAUGGUUUAAAAUUCCACAAUCAUUCUUCAAUUCUAUGACAGAAAUGAUAAAAAAUAUGAUAAUUCAAGUAACUGAGCGAUCAUAAAUAUGUGAUGUUUUUAAGUUUCAGAGGCUUUCAGUAGGUACUGCACUGCAAUUAUUGAAUAGAUCGAGUUUUUGCCUUGAAAGGGCGUAGAACGAUUAUUCGGAUUUCAGAUAUUUCUUUUUGUAUGUCUGACGCGCUAAAUCGCUUCAUGAAGUAUACCGCGAUGAAGCGUCGCACCCUCAUCAGUUUUCAAAGGUCCACUAAAUUCAAACUACAGUAAUCAAUAAUUUGUUGAUAGCACAUUAACAGCAGAUUUCUUGACCAUUGUUGAUUUAAAUUUGUUAUUCUAUUAUUUGUAGACUAUGACCAUCAACGGAGUGUCUGCUGUUGUCAAGUUCCAAAAAGCUUAGGCGAUAUUCUAUGUUGAUUUUUUAAAUUCGAAAUCAUUUAUAUGUUAUAUCAUGACUAAUUCAUUCGUAUGUGGCCAUAGUGAUUGUAUCAUGACUUAAUAGCCCAUAAUUUUUCUUUCUGCAUAAUAUAUAUAUAAAUAAAUUCUAUUAAUGAAA